CUCUCAGAUGUAGCUGCCGAGAGGAACGCGUGGAAAGUGGUUGCAGAGUGAAAGUUUCCCCCUGACAAAACUAUUAGCCUUGGGAAAGAAGCUGGGGGACAAACUUUUGGAUGUUCUAAAGAUAAAGGACAGAGUUCACAAGACCUACGUUGAGGCUUGUCCUAGAUUGAGAAAGAAUCUGCUACAGCUUCCUGGUUUAAAAAUGCUCGCCCGCAGAGGUAUGCUCACAGUAAGCGAGGCUGCAUCGCUGGCCGAGACCCAGGCCCAUUUCAAGGCUAUGAAACCUUGGUGGGAUGUUCUCAUGGAUUAUCUACUUAUAAUUAUGCUUAUGACAUCGUUCUUCUCUGCAACACUCCUCAUCACCAUGGACAAUGUUGUCUGUAUGCCAAAGACUUCAAAGCUUAACAAGAACAUGUCAAAUGACGAAAGUGAUGUCGGCAUGACUACACAACUAACUUCAACUGUGCCAAGAGACAUGGGUCACCUAACUAAUUUAGACUACCAGCAAUAUAGGUAUGUGAGUGUCGUUUGUUACCACAAAGUCGUACCUUGGCAGUCCAAAUAUUUUCCUUACUUGGCCCUUAUCAACACUUUGAUGCUACUGGUGAGCAGCAAUUUCUGGUUCAAGUAUCCUAAAACGUCUUCUAAGGUUGAACAUUUCCUUUCCAUUCUGCGCAAAUGUUUUGAAUCUCAGUGGACCACUAAAGCACUUGAAGAAACCAGUGACCAGCCACCUCCAGAACAUAGCCGUCAAAAGUCCAGCAGCUCGCGCUCCAUGGACAUCUCCUCUAGGACACCACUGCUAAAUGAAGUGCCAUUUUCAUUUGCACCAUUUUCUUUACCUGCAAUCUUGGACAAAAAGGAGGAACAACAAGCUAAAGCUUUAUUUGAAAAGAUACGUCAUUUCCGAACUCUUGCUGAGGACUCAGAUGUUGUAUAUAAAGUUUAUGUUAGUCAGACCUUUUUUAAAGUGAUCCAAGUCGCUAUAACCCUUGGGUACUCACUCAGUUUGGUAGGUUCAUUUAGCUUCCACCAUAUUUGUAGACCAGGUAUAAAGAAUCUCAUGGGAUAUUCCAUGUUUACGUGCACACAUAACUUGGCCUUCAUACUAGAAAAACUUCUGCUGACCUAUAUUGUGCUUGUUUGCGUCUAUGCUUUCCUGUCUGCUUAUGCACUGUUUUGGUUAUUUACUAGUUCACUCAAGGUGUACUCCUUUGACAAAAAUAGUGAAGGACCUGGCUUUAGCGAUAUCCCUGAUGUGAAAAAUGAUUUUGCCUUCAUGUUACACAUGGUAGACCGCUAUGACACGUUGUAUUCAAGCAGAUUUUCUGUGUUUCUCUCAGCUGUAAGCGAAGGGAGGCUCAGAGAGCUAGCACUUAAUUCUGAGUGGCCAUCAGAAAAGCUGAGACAGAUGAUCAACAAGGACACCAAUGGACGCGUUGAGCUGCAACUGUCAAUGAUCCCUGUGAUACCAAAAGAUGUUUAUGAAUUGCGUGAGAUUGAGGUUCUCAAGCUAGAGUUGAUCUCAUCAGCAAAGGUUGUAGGAGCAGUGUCUCAACUCAAGUCUCUCUCGGAGCUCCACAUCAGUCACUGUUCAGUGAAAAUGGACCCUGAUGCAUUCGCUUUCAUUCAGGAACGAUUACAAGUGCUUCACGUUAGAUUCACAGACAUGGAAGAACUUCCAUCUUGGAUGUACUAUUUGAAGAAUUUAAGUCAUCUGAUUCUUUCUGGCAACCUCAAUUGCUCCAACAACAAGUCAAUUCGUCUACAGUCUCUACGAGGAUUGUCUGGACUUAGGUCACUUUCUCUGACGAGUAAUUUUUCUCAAUUACCUUCAGCAGUGCUGGAUGUGGCCUGGCAGCUGUCAAAAUUGAGUAUACAGAAUGGAGACACUGAGCUCAGGUCUCUGGGUCAGUUGAAACGCAUGAACCACUUACUGGUGCUUCAACUUUGCCACUGCAAGCUCUCAAGGAUUCCUGGCGCACUUCUUGACUUAACAAGUUUGCAAUGUAUUGAUUUAACAUCCAACCGCCUGCGAUAUGUUGAUGAACUAGGAAACCUUCAGCGUCUUCGAAGCCUUAACAUUUUAAGAUUAUCCCACAAUGCAAUCUGCCGCCUUCCACCAUCUAUUGAGCUGCUACGGAACUUGGAAGAGCUCUCCAUUUCUUACAACAACCUGGAGAAUUUGCCAGUUUCUCUUUUUAAUCUUGUUAGGUUAAGACACUUAGAUAUAAGCUAUAAUCGCAUUCGAUUUAUCCCCCAUGAAGUUGGUCACUUAACACGUCUGGAAACACUGGCAAUCAUAUCUAACCAAAUUUCUUCUCUACCACGGCAGCUGUUCCGUUGCUCUAGACUCAGAUCCCUCCACGUUAGUUCUAAUAAACUUUCCAGUCUGCCUUCUGAGAUUGAAAAGCUACCCCUUCUGUCCAGCUUGGACCUUAUGGGGAACAACUUGACUGAAUUGCCAAGGGAGAUAGGAAAUUGUUUACAGCUGAAGAAAGGAGGGCUUGAUGUGGAAGAGCAUGUCUUAGGAACACUACCUCCAGAAGUGAGGAAAAAAUACUUGUAAAUGGACAAUACUUUAUUUGAUGAGACAUUCCUCAAGAGUCUUAAAGAGUUUUUGUGGUAAUUAAGAUUUUAAGCAAGUAGGCGCACCCUGCCCCCAAACAGAAUAUUCAUACUUAUCUGUUCUAUGCCGCUCCAGUCCUACGCUCUUUCUCCAUCUUCUGGUCUCCACACUGUUUUCUUCUGGCAGUACAUGGGCAUUGUUACGUGGUGAUAUGGCCACAAGCAGCACAUCACCACUGAAGUCAGUCAUUGGCUGGAGCGGUUCACGUGACUAAACCCAUGGCCAGCCAGAUGUAAACAGUGCAGGGACCGAAAGAUGGGGACAACGUGGUAGACCUGGGCAGCAUGGAACAGGUAAGUAUGAGUUUUCUGUUUGAGGGUGCAGGCUGGGGGCACUUGAUAAAAAAAUUGUUAUUGCUGGAAACC
Messenger RNA from Bufo gargarizans (Asiatic toad), 2994 nucleotides. Its product is annotated as volume-regulated anion channel subunit LRRC8D-like. The record is from RefSeq and is a predicted model, not a curated record. Gene Ontology annotation, molecular function: protein binding. Lineage: Eukaryota; Metazoa; Chordata; Amphibia; Anura; Bufonidae. The coding region runs from base 203 to 2569 and encodes 788 amino acids. The transcript has 2 exons.